AUGGGAGAACUGGAAUUUCAGCAGCGUUGGGAGUUCAGGAGGAACGAAGACAAUGACAUUGAUUCUUCAUGCGAUGAUUCAAAAUCAAGUUCCGGACCACUGCUCAAAAAGCAUAAGCUGGUAUCAAGCUUGAUUUCAAGUGGUGAUGAUGAAACUAGUAGACUUAAGAGGAAAAGCAAUGAGAAUCCUGGAAGAGGGAAUCUAAUGAAUAUUGGGAAAGGUAAGAAACAGAAAACCAGGAACAUAAGCAGCAAAUUGCGGAACAGUAAAAUGAAGAAGGAUUCUCCUGAAGAAGUUGAUUUAGAGAAGGGUGAAACAAGAAGUGCUUAUGAUCCUGAUCCAUUGGAUGAUCUUAAAAACUUCAUGGAUUCCUUACUACAGGAUCUUAAAGUUACAAGAGAAAAUUUAUUUAAAUGGAUGAUUGAGGAAAUGCAAAAAUUAGUGGCAGAUGGUACUACUCCAGAGCCAAAAAGGAGAAAAAGUGGCCAUAAAGGGGAGAAGGUCCAGUUGCAGCAGAUUAAAAAAUCCAAGGAAGUUCAAGAUCAACAUGAAAAAACCCACAACGAGAGCAUGCAAUUCCAGCAUCCGAAUAACUCGGAGAAAAGUAUCCAAGUCCAACACCAAACAAACUUCCAGGAAACAGUCCUUGCGCAACACCAUAGCAACUUUCAGGAGAACGUCAAACUGCAGGUGCAGCUUGAAGAGGAGGAGAAUAUUGACAGGCAACAUCAGAAUAACUUCAGAUAUGGCAUGAGAACUCAGAACUGCAAUAAUAGAUCUUCAGUAAGAUUUCCUAAAUGUAUUAAUGCUGCUGAUUCCACUGAUUACUUUAAUGCACUAGGAAAUCGAGUUGACUCUGGACAAGGAACUGAGCUCAUUACUUCGUCAAAAUCUGUGAAGCCAAAUCUUCAAACAAGUUGUGAUGACCAAAAUGUUCAAGUCCAGAGUCAUAAGAGUUUUGUAUUGGCUAGAGAAAUUCCAGAAAGCAAUGCUGGUUCUUUGAAGAGAAGUGUAAAAUUAAAUACGACCGUUUAUCUCAGUGAUAUCUAUCAAGUACCUGAAGAUCAAGGUGGUCAUGGCCAAGCUAUGAGAACUGUAGAGUCCGGUACUAACAGAGAAAAGUUGGGAUCGUCUGUUGUUCAAAAUUUUCUAUCUAGUUCCUCUGUUCAGGCACCUUCUUCGAUGUAUUUAACGUUACCCACUGUUCUAACUGAGCCCAUUGUUGCAAAUCACGGGCUUGAUGCUUCAAUGUGCAAUAAUAUUCUGCCAAGGGUUGCUGAGAAGAGAAGAGGUUUCAAUUCAGAAAGAGUGAAUCAAAUGCUGGAACCAAGUUCUUUUCAAGGAUCAUUUCCAGUUAUCCCGCCAGAAGAAAGAAUUCGAAGCUUUGCAUUAAUGGGAUUUAGAAAUAUGGGUUGCAAUCAGAGCAACACCCCAACUGCAGGUAUUGAAACUGGAUUUCCUGUGCCACUUCAUCAGGGUAUAGAUGGUGGUUUAAGCAUUCCAAGACAAGUCAACCAACAAUAUCUUUCACAGGAAACUAGCAAACCUCUGGGUUUGAGGAUGAAUGGCGGAGCUAUUAUGUUUUCUGGAGGAAGCUAUAAUCUACCAGAACAUACUGCUGCAAACAAUCACCAUAGCCAUCCAGCUUAUAAACGUGAUGGCAGACUUAUAUCAGAUCCAAAACAUUAA
Molecule: messenger RNA, 1689 nt
Organism: Durio zibethinus
Lineage: Eukaryota; Viridiplantae; Streptophyta; Magnoliopsida; Malvales; Malvaceae
Source: RefSeq, a predicted model, not a curated record